Molecule: messenger RNA, 1169 nt
Organism: Nerophis ophidion (straightnose pipefish)
Lineage: Eukaryota; Metazoa; Chordata; Actinopteri; Syngnathiformes; Syngnathidae
Gene: plekhb2
Product: pleckstrin homology domain containing, family B (evectins) member 2
Exons: 8
Coding region: 353-1024 (223 amino acids)
Biological process (GO): regulation of cell differentiation
Cellular component (GO): membrane
Source: RefSeq, a predicted model, not a curated record
UAUAUCAAAGAGGCUGUUUUACACAGUGAUUACUCAACUCGUCGUUUAAUCGUUACAUUGCUUCCUGUUGAUACUAUCCGAGUAUUAAUUAUUAAAGGGUAACUAAAUCCACCUGAUAAAGUCGUACUGGAAUGUUUUAGCACGACUGUUAAAAAAAAGUAUUUUGAGAAGGGUUUUAUAACGAGAAGGGCAUCUCGCUGGUGCCGAACACGUCACUUCCGCUUCGACUGCUUUCGAGCCUCGAAUGCUAUUCCAGCAACAACAAGAAAGCAGGCCGCGUUAAAGCCAACCAUAAUCUAUCUACAACAACACAUUUGGCAAGCAACGAACACCACAGCCAGAUCCCUCCAAGAUGGCCAUGGUGAAGAGUGGCUGGCUCCAUAGGCAAAGCACCAUUCUGCGCCGCUGGAAGAAGAACUGGUUUGACCUGUGGGCCGACGGACGCCUCGUCUUCUACAACGACCAGCAGCGGAGGGACAUGGAGGAUGACAUCCACAUGAAGGUGGACUGCAUUAACAUCCGCGGUUCGACCGCCUGUCAAGAGCUGAACCCUCCUGAAGGGAAGACGCGUGAUGCUUUGCUUCAGAUCGUCUGCAGAGAUGGCCGGGUCAUCAGCUUGUGUGCAGACAGUGCAGAUGAUGCCCUGGCAUGGACCAUGGCGCUACAGGAUGCUAGAGUUAAUAUGAUGGUUGCAACUCCCCAGGUGGGCUUCACACCAGAAGUGAUGGCCUCCUCGCCGCCGCCUUACUCGGAAUACGCGCCGCCACCUCCGUUCUACUCUCCAGCCCAGUAUGGAGAGUACGCUGCAGGUAGUCCGCACGCAUCGCAGAUCGUGUACGCCGCCGACGGACAGCCCUACGCCGUCGCUUACCCUUAUCAGUACCAAGGCGGCUACAAUGCAGGCGGAGUCAACCGCGUGGUGAUUCAAGAGCGCCAGCGGGACAACGGCGGCGACGUUGCCAUGGGCAUGCUGGCGGGAGCGGCCACAGGUCUGGCGCUGGGGUCGCUCUUCUCCGUCUUCUAAGUGUGUGUGUUCUUGUAUGUCUAAUAUACUGCAGCAGCAGCAGCCCCCCCCCCACAUACAUUCCCUAAACAACUCUGUGAAGCAUGGCAGGAUGACAACACUUUUUCCACGGACCCUAAAAUAUUCAACUUCAGCACUUUCUCCA